Schistocerca gregaria is the source of this 1833-nucleotide messenger RNA. RefSeq lists its product as uncharacterized. The transcript is spliced from 8 exons. Bases 1 to 1332 code for a protein of 443 amino acids. The record is from RefSeq and is a predicted model, not a curated record. NCBI's taxonomy places the organism in Eukaryota, Metazoa, Arthropoda, Insecta, Orthoptera, Acrididae.
AUGGCGGACGCUGGCUGUCCAAUUAUAGCCUAUGAAGAAAAAGAGAAAAUGCGGCUUUUGCUGGUGUCACAGAUAACUCGGUUAACUCGCAUCGGUUUCCCAGGACGUUUACCACGAUUCCGUAGCCCUGGCGACUGCCUCGACAACUUCCGCUGCGCUUGCCCUCCUGUGGAGCCCGCGCUGCCAGCUGACGCGCACGGCCUCUGCCUGUCUGCUCCCCAGUGUCGGCAGCGGACAAUGCAGCCGGCGGUGGUCGUCGCCGCGCUGGCGGCUCUGUUGGCUUCAGACGCGACGGUGCUCGACUGCGUCUGCAGCCACCUCCGCGACGUCACUGGCUCCGCCAGCAUCUGGGGAGCGAGCGCCGGAGAACGUUACAUCUGGUUGCACUACUGUGAAUAUCCCGAAUGGUUCCCAGUGGCCGUAGCGUGCGGGGCCCCGGAGCGCCCGCCCGCCGCAGACUCGCCUGUGGAGCGCCUGACGGCCCGCCUCUGGGACUACGGGCCGCCGCCGCCUCCGCCCGCAGGUGGGCGGCAGGGAGGGAGAGCGGGCUGCGCCGCCGCCCUGGCCGAGCUCCGCCGCCUCGCGUGGGACGAAGCCUGGCAGCUCGUCCAGCAGCUCGACUGCCGGAUCGCCGACGGCUGCGUCGACUCCUGCCCUGAGCCGAGGUUGAACAACAUGGAAUGGAACAUGACAACGCUGCAAACAGAUGAUCUGAAGCACAUCCUGUGUCAGUCACUCCAAGCUGUGCGGCGCAUCACAAGAGCCACGGUCGGCAGGAUGAGAUGUGAGAGCUGGCGUCUACCUGACUCUGAGUGGAUGUAUAAAACUGUUUUCCAGGAACGCCGCUCCAGCUACUGGCGAGAUGUGGUGCAGCUGCUCUCGCUCAGUGCGACGCACUACUCACAGCUGUUGGUUCCCCUCGCAUUAGAAGAUAUGGGUAGCCACACGAGUGGUCAGCAACUCCAUGGUUGGACCAAGGACGUGGAACGUGUGAAAGACAUGCUGCACACGAAAUUAACCGGAUUGGUACACGACGCACAAUACGUCAGCAAACAGGUAGAGCACUACGAGAUGGAAGAAGACAAGGACAGGCCGGGACGCUUGAUAUUCAGGCGACCGCUGUUGAGUGAACGCCUACUGCGCUAUCAGCCGUGGAACCUCUCCUUUCCCGACGACUUCAGUGCGCUGUGCGAGGAGCGGCAGCCACAGGCGUCGCAGAUGUUCAGCCUCGCUGCCUCACUGUACGCCGCCUAUCGCGUCUACUGGUACGCUGCAACUGAGUACAUCGAUUUAUUAUACGAAGAUGAAUUCAAGACUGUAGAGAUGAAGUAGGGAGAGCAAUGUAGCCGAUGAAGUGCACUGAGAAGCUGAUGACAACAGAUUAUGUUCCGUCUCAAAUUCCCCUUGAUAUGAACAUCUGUAGAAAUAAGGCAACCAUCAUCAACCUCUAUGAUAAUCUUGUAUUGAAGUUCUCAUCAUCAUCAAAGGACUCUUCACAAUGUAUGUAUUUAAAACUUGUAAGUGUUAUGAAAUUGUAUUGGCAAUAAAGUGCAAUAUGGAUUGCAACAGUAAAGUUGGUGGAAACGAUAUGUGAAAGCGUCAGUUAACGAUGUUAUAUGUUAUGUACAUGUAAUGCACCCUACAAAAUCAUUUAGGCCAAUGCAUAAGUGUAUGUAUGCUUGUGGGUACCGAAGUCUCCUACCAUAACUCCUGUAGAACGUGGUUUACUGAUGGAGAACCGAAAUAUAUCCUUUAUCCUGUUGGUUUGAACGCAUUUGUAGGAUAUAAAAAUGCUAUUUCAACAUUACUGUAGAGAUAUAAGACAGAACAAAU